Lymnaea stagnalis (great pond snail) is the source of this 11817-nucleotide messenger RNA. NCBI's taxonomy places the organism in Eukaryota, Metazoa, Mollusca, Gastropoda, Lymnaeidae. The record is from the annotation of a GenBank genome assembly.
CCUACAGCAAACUCCAAAUAUAUUUGAAAUUUUUUUAACACCAUCGAAAACAAGCGGCAGUUAAGGUCAAUAUCAAAUUGUUAAAAUCAUCUUUUUAGAGUGUGUUGCACCCGGGGAAGAUAUCAUCGUUUUCAAAUAUCAAUUUUAAAAGGUUUAGCUAACUCGCACUUUGUCAAAAACUGUUGCGUCUGUUCCAAGAUUAAAACAGCCCCUAGAAGUUAGCCAAAAAUGUCGACUUUAAAGAAAAAGAAGAAAAAUGUCGUCAGGGACGUAUCGCAGACUCCACAACAUUCUUCCUGCGACAAUGACAGCAAGAAGUCUUACAGACAAGAACCUCCUUCGUGGAGCAACAUCCCCGCCAUUGCGUUAAGGAAAAUCUACCAGAGCUUGGACGAUGAAGACAGGGCUUCAAUGGCUAGGGUAAUGAAUAGUCUAAUUUAAUAUAGCAAUGUGGGUGGACGUUCUAUAAUAUUUUGGGUUGGGUGGGAGAUAUGAGUUACUGUGUUAUCGAUACAACAAAUGAAAUGAUGGGUACAAUCGCUAGUAAUGUGGAUAGCUGUAUAAGGUUGACUUGAUGAGAGGAUUGGCCGAAGAGUCAAUGAGGGGGUGAAUGAAUGAUUGAAAUAAAGGAUGAGUGUAUCGCGCCAUCGACCAUCACUCUUACAUGGCUGUGCAACUAAAUUGAAACCUUUAUUUCCUUGAUGAGGUUUUAAAAUUUCCGGUCCUAUGGUUGUCACGACCAAGAACUGUGGAGAUCAAGAGCCAUUGAGUUUGGUCGCAAACCUGUCCACAAACUUAUUUGUAAGGUUUUGGGACUUGUGUAUACAGGAUGAUAAUUUGUUAAAAAGCCAUCUAUCUACAUAUAUAAUUCGCCAGAAACUAGGGCACAAGAAGACGACCACCAUCACGCAGGCUAUAUAUAGAUACGACAGAGCAAGCAAGACGACGCAGGCAAACCCUCCCCGCCCUUCCCUUGCCUGCCUGUUGGUCUCCAGACAUGCUACCGCCACCCUCUCCUGAACCACCAUCACUUGCCAGCCAAGCUCGCGGCGUGUCAUGAAAAAAAAGGGGGGGGGGAUGAAGGAGUGUAGCAAAAUAGGCAUUUUUAAAUGUGCGUUACUUGAGUUCAAGUUUUUGUCAAGUAACUUUAGUAGAUGGGGAGUUCACGCUGCCAGUGUUUGGCGGGCUAUAUCUAUUUCUAAAUAUCGUGGGUAAAAUCGAAAGGAAGAGAGGACAAGUUACGAUGCAAUUAGUUACAGAAAAAAAAAAAGUUAUUCAGAUGGGUAAUGUACAAACAGACACAAUAGUAAAAACCGAGGACAUACAGGCAGAUAAAAUAAAAAAAAAGUUUCCUGGAUAUAGCAAGUCAUUUUGAUUGAGCACAGUUAUAUGAUGGUAAACGGUGGGAUGCCACAGGUGUUCACGAUGACACAAGGCCCUCACCAGCAUGUCAGAUCCGUUGUUGAAAUAAAAUAAAAAAAUAGCUAUAACAAAAAUUCGAAUUUUUUGUGUGUGGAAUAAUCAAUGCCUUACUGGGCUCUUCCUAAAUAGGCUUGAACACCGACGGUGCUGCACAAUUCCCCCCCCCCCCCCUUUUUUUUUUUUUUUUUAAAAAUAAAAAAAUAGCUAAAAAAAAAAUUUGCAUUUUUUUUGUGUGGAAUAAUCAAUGCCUUACUGGGGUCUUCCUAAAUAGGCUUUAACACCGAAGGGGCUGCAAAAUUCCCCCCCCCCCCCUUUUUUUUUGUUUUUUCCCACAUAAACAUUUGCAAACUUGUUAACCUUGAGUCCUAAAUAUAAAAUUCGGAAAUUCAGGAUGUCAAGCCAGCCAACAUGAAUACAUGCAAACGUUUGGCCGAGCCAAGGAGACGAAGCCUUUUGCUGAUGUGUCAGUCGGCAUCAUAGUAUUGACAGUGUGAGAUCGGCACCUAGCAGACUAUGAACUAGUAAUAGGGGUCGACCAGUCGACGGAUGAUUGGAUGAGUGAGAUUUCGGAUGUGUGAAACAAAUUCAUCAUGGGUGCAAAGAUGAGUGAAUGUAUGGACACACCAUCAGAUACAGGGAUAUGGGGCUGGGUGGAUAUUUAUUGUGUUACUAUAUUCUGGGGAAUUAAAGUUUUCAAGAGUACAUCUCACCGAACUAUCAUUUUAGGGUUUAUGAAGUUCUGUAGUCUAUCGUCUUUAAUAACGGUGGUUCUAGAAAAACGUUCAACUGUUACAUAACGUUUCUUUUUGGUUACUGUUUUUUUGCCAAUGAUGUGAAGGUGUCAUUACACAAAUGCCAAAUACUCAGUGAUACAAAAAAAUAACGUCCUACCAACAAUAAAUAUCAUUCUACUUUCAAAUCCUUUAUUCUAUUCUCCCGUGUACCAACCUAUACGCAUUCUUCAUACUCUCUCUGUAACCCCAAAACAUGUUUCUAUUAUUUCUAUCCUUAUGCUUUAGAUCACCAAUCUUACUGGGUUACGCCACAUAAAUGAACUCUUUGUUUUUUUCCUUGCUAAGGUGAACAAAUCGUGGUAUGAAGGCUACCGGGACCCAGCUCUGUGGAGGGUGAGGAUAAUUGCGUUCAACGAACAGAGAGAGGAAGAAGACAUUGACGCGGGGUCUUCGAAGUCUGAAGCAGAACGUCCAUUGGCUAACGGUCCAGUAACAAGCUAUUAUAUACUGUUACAAAUACAAAUACUGCCACGACAAGCAUGCUAGUACAACUAAUAUAUAUGCUAUUAUAAAAAAUAACUUGCAGGUUAUUACCGUAACAUAUAACGCAAUGGUACACCUGCGAGCAUUGUCAUUGACCAUGGAGUUUGGCCGCUGGUGUUAGAAGGGAGCAUUUUUUUUUAAAAGACCAAGUGAUAACUGUGUGUCGGGAAUAGUCUUGUUUGGUGUAGAUGCUCAGACCACCCCCACUCCCUCUUGAGAACGAAUUUUUGGUGGGGGCCACUUCACCUUGUCCUUUCAUGCUCUUUUUUAUUUCUCAUUUUAGAGUGCGCCAUAAGUUUCGCGAGUAGUUUAGCACCCUAUCUCCAAGAAUUGGAGAUCCACAUCAACCAGUCCUUGCGUUCUUCCACGGAUGUCAUCGGCGACUUUAUGGAAUUUGCACAUCUUUUGGACGUCGCAAAUCUUACAAAAGUGCACAUACUUUUUUACGACGAUGACAUGUUCGAAGGUCAGAGAAGUGAGAAUUUCAUUAAAGUGAUCAACAGACUUAUCAGAAAUCAGCACAACUUAAAGGUAACACACAUAGUAUUGGAACAUUAAAAAAAAAAAAAAGACUUUCUAUCAAAGACUAAUUAAAACGCGUUAAAAAGUAGAAACUAAUAUCAUUAAAGUGAUCAACAGACUUAUCAGAAAUCAGCACAACUUAAAGGUAACACACAUAGUAUUGGAACAUUAAAAAAAAAAAAAAAGACUUUCUAUCAAAGACUAAUUAAAACGCGUUAAAAAGUAGAAACUAAUUCAAUAUUUCUUAACAAACAUUCCGCAAAGACAGACUUUGCAGAAAACUAUUCAACGCUCAGUGUAGCCAAAUGUUUUACAGUCAAUGAAGACGAAUCUUAAAUAUGUUUUAUGUUCAUUAACUUUAAAAAAAAAAUAAAAAUUAAAACACUUAUUUUCUUUUUGAAAUGCCUUUUAGAAAAAUUUAAAAGUACAUAUUUUUUCGAAAAAAAAAAAAAAAAAAAAAAAAAAAAAAAAAAAAAACAAAAAAAAAAAAAAAAAAAAAAAAUUUUUAAAAAAAAAAAAAAAAAAAAAAAAAAAAAAAAAAAAAGAAAUCAACAUCGAAUGCGUACAAAAAUCACCGUUGAAGUCACUCAACUCCUUGGCAAGACAUCAAAACCUAUCAAAAGUAUUUAUGAGUUCACCCACAUUCCCGUUCACCAAGACGCUCACUAAGACGGAGUCUGGAGUCUGCUGUCACCGGUUGAUCGCCAGCGUUAACCCGCACCUGACGUCCAGCCGUUCACCGGGUGGACACUCCUCGAGAAUUUUUAUAAUGUCACGGGUGAAAAAAAUAAAAAAAAUAAAAACAUCCAAACCAGACUGACUUGCUCAGACAUGAUUGAAUUGUGAGUCGAGAGAAAGUCUUUAAAAAAUGAUGCACCAUGUAGUGCUCAAAUGUGUUGGUAAGACCCACAGCUAAACACUGACACUGAUAACCAUCGAAAAAAAAUAAUUAUGUUCAAUUUAGUUAUUUAGGUUGGUCAUUAUUUAUUUAGCAUUAAUUUUUCUCCCGGGAAUAAAUUUACUUUCCGUGCAACUGUGUUAAUAAUUUCAUUAGUUUCUAAAACAAUACAAAAUUAAAUAAAUAAAUGACACUAUUGUUUUAAUAAAAAUGAAGUGUUUUUUUUUCAAAUCUUCAAAUCAAAGUUUCAUUGACGCCAGUUUCAAAAUAGUUUUCAAAUCGAUUAAUUGUGAUUGGAUUCUAACUAAUUGUUUCAUUACAUUUUGUUUUUUUAUUUCCUUUUUUAAAUUUUUUUCUUGUUAUAACAUUGUUAUUGAUUUUUAGUUUGUGGAUACUUAAUGCCCAUUACCUACCAUGUUCUAUGACAUAACUUUGAUUAAAUCUUAUUUUUUUUUUUUAGAGAUUUGACAUAGAUUUGGCGUUUUUUGAACCGGAACAUGGAAUAAAACUUCUAAAAUGUUUAGCUGAAGCCUCUGGAAGGACGCUAGAAACAUUGUUUUUAAACAAUGUAUUCGUGGAUACUGUUGACAUUUACCGGGAAUAUCGAAUCGUCACGGAACUGAAGGUGAUUUUCACGACAAUUUAAUACUAAUAUUCACAUGUCAUAUUAAUGUUUGUAUAUAUCAUUUGCAGAUAACAAAUUAUAAGGCGCUUUGAUUCUCAAAUAGUUUAAGCGUGAUGCCCUGCAAAGCUUUUCCCUCUUGGCUAAUAUAUUGAUAUUGGUUUCAAAAUUUUUUUUUUUAAAUUAUCUCACAUUUCUUCUUACUCGGAAACAAUUCUACUUUGAUUAAAACAAUUUCAGAAAUUUACUAAUCUGCAUGAGAUUCACAUCGACUACGCGCUGGUUGCAGACGAACUGAUACAACUGUGGUCCAGGGAAUGUCCAACACUUGAGUACAUUAAGCUUUGGGCUAUACCUCAAAGUAGGAACUUUUUUUUCUUUGUGUGUGUGUGUUUUUUUUUUCUUUCUUAAUAUUGUAAUCUUGCAUAAUUGAAAACCUUUCGUUUAAAAAUUAGCGGUAUAUUUUAACAGUCUUGUGCUUUCACGGACACAAAUGAUUUUUUUCUUCUUUAGUUGCAAUGAUUGUGUCACAAAUGACCAGGGAGGAAAAUAUGAGCGAACGGUGUCGAUAGAGCUGUAGCCAUUCAAACGUUAAUGGGGACGAUGUUUUGGGGACAAGUCGAAGUAGUCUGAGUCGAUUGAGAAAGAUGAGACAGUUGGGUGGAAGUUGGAUAUAUUGAAAGCAUAGUUGUAGAGAGUUGAAGUAGAUUAUAUUAACAUGAUAGUUGUAGAGAUUUGAAGUAGGAUAUAUUAACAGUAUAGUUGUAGAGAGUUGAAGUAGAUUAUAUUAACAUGAUAGUUGUAGAGAGUUGAAGUAGGAUAUAUUAAACAUCGUAGUUGUAGAGAGUUGAAGUAGGAUAUAUUUACAGUAUAGUUGUAGAGAGUUGAAGUAGGAUAUAUUUACAGUAUAGUUGUAGAGAGUUGAAGUAGGAUAUAUUUACAGUAUAGUUGUAGAGAGUUGAAGUAGGAUCUAUUAACAUCAUAGUUGUAGAGAGUUGAAGUAGGAUAUAUUGAUAUUUAAGGUGUUACAGAAUUUUAGUGGGAUAUGGUGACAGUAUAGUUGUGGAGAAUUGUAGUAGGAUGUAUUGACUGUAUGCUGUAGAGAGACACGGAGAUCAUGUGCAGCUAGCCUUGGACAAGAGAUGGAGUUAAAUAGAGUGACAGAAAACUGAGUUUUGUGAAGUAAUAUAUUUAUUUUAAAAAUGUUAUCUGCGACACGUGGUGCUGUGUGCAUUUAUUACUUCUAAGUUAUGAUUUUUGUCUGUCCCAGCGCCUUGAUAACGAUUAUUUAAAUAGCAGACACUAGCUGUGCUGCACUGUCCGUCUCAAGGCAUAUUAUACACAAUAUACAGCACGUAGAUGGGUUGUUGUAUACUGUUUUUUUUAAAUCAACCUCUGAAUACUCAAAAUUUACAUCACAGAAACGAAUUUCGCAGCACUAACCUUUACAAAAUAGUCUGUGACAAGUCAGGACAGAAGCCCUUCUCCUAAUAUCAGUUUUUUUGGCACGUUGCUACAGCAACAACCUGUUGUUUUUUAAUAAGUGACUUUUUUUUGGUUGUAAAUUAACUAUAUAAACGACUUUUUCCACAUUGCUCAUGUUUACGAAACAAUCGAGGUCUACUUUUAGUAAAUGUAGACACAACUAACACGGUAUUAUUAUAACCAACACUCUAUCAGAUAAUAUUAUUAGAAAUGAUUCGUGGAAGACUUUGGUCAAGACACACCCAGAGUUGUUGGUGGAGCUACACGCCUACGAUCAUCUUGAUACAGAGAUUACGCCUGCUAUCUUAACAUCCGCCAUGCCCGUCUACGAUUUAACAUGGGACACACUUUUUGGAUUCACAUCGGAGGUUGAGGUAAGAACAAGUCCUUGAAUGGUUUUUUUUGGGGAGGGGGCAUCUAACCAUUUGAACAUUUGUUGUACUAAAGGCGAACGGCUGCAAUGGGGAAAAAUUUAAAGAAUGCUGCACAUGUCAAGUUCAAGUAGUGAUCCAACGAUUGUGCCGAGAAAAGCAAUGGGGAAAAUCGAAGACAUCGUCAACUGGUGUGAGUUAUGAACGUUUAAAAAAAAACAAACUGAGAACGCGACGCAAAGGGAUAUUUGAAAAACAGUUGAGGGUGACAGACAAGUUUCUGUUAAAAAAAAAAGAGAAAGAGACACUAUUAUGUUAUAGCCUAGCGUAGCGUAUGUCUUAGACCUACAUUUUUUAACUUCAACACAUAGCUUUUUAAAAAAAAAAGUUCGUCACUUGUCUCCAUUAGCAUGGCCUUGAUAAUAACGUCACCAUGUUAAUGUGUAGUGUAAUAUCGUACCCAACCUUCCCUUGAUUAGAAAAAGGCUCUUUACGUUCAAAUACGCCCCAUUUGUUCUAAAGAAUGUCAUCAGUUGGCGCAAUUUCUAGAAUUUCUGUACUAACUAAUAUACAUAUUCUUGUUACGACUUGAGCGUCUCGUCAAUCUUCUGUCGUUCAGAGCCAAGAGUCGGGACUUAAGGUUUCGCAUAUGGCGAAAUGUCUGGGGUAUGUUCAAACGGUUUUAUUCGCCUCCCCCCUCCCGCUCUGCAGUUAUUUUGCAUUUUAAAGCUCUGUUCUAGUUCACUUAACCUCCUGUAAUUUCUUCACUAGCCCGUUCUAAUUAAAUCAAUAUAUACGCGACAGGUUUCUUUAGACUAUAAUAGAGGUAUAUAGAGAGACCAGGCAAGGGAGUGCGAGAAAGAAUUUUAUUUUUCUCCUAACAUGUACGAAACAUUUAAUAACUGUCUGUGUGUAAAGUGAGAUUUUUAUUUUGACGGGUCUUGCUGUUCCCUUCCUGUGCCGUAAGUUGUUGGGUUUGGCUUGUUUCUGUAUUCAACUUAGCAUUUUUGUGGACAUGUAUCUGUAUCACUAAAUACAAUGGUCUGAUUGUCACUAGCUUUGGCAGCGUUUUUCUUGGCGCAUUAUUUUUUGUUACUUUGUUGCGUAUUUUUGUAUUUAUUUUACCAGCCAAAUCUUAAAUCAGGUUAAAUCUUUAAAAAAAACCUUACGGCACGCCACAGUCGCCAACAGAAGCCUAAUGGUAAACAGUUUUUGACGGCCGCCUUCUACUAGUGAACAUUUUAAGAAGCAGUGGUGGCUUUCUCUGUUCUUUCAAACGAGACGACGUUUUUCUUCUUCUUUCUACUCAUACCGUCAAAAAGAAAUAUAGAUGAUGUUUUCUCCCCGAAGGGAACUGAUUGAUUUACAUGGAAUUACAAUACUAAAUCGCAGAUUAAUUCAGUGAUUGAAAUGAAAACCCCAACUAGGGACAACACGGUCAUUGUCAACACAGUUUAUCGGCAAUCGAAUUAUACAAUCAGAUGACAAAGUGAUUCAAUUUUAAAAUCCAAACUGAUGCAAUAUGAACACAUUCAAAGCAAGCUGUUAGAAAGUUAAAAACACAACCAGCUAAUAAUUUAAAUUUGAAUUAAUUGAUUUAGUUCGGUUGCGUUCUGGAUAUUAACCCACUUUAAAAAAAAAGAAAAAAAAAGUUAAAUCUCUUUAAAUGGUAGCAUCAAGAAUGAGCAAUGAUUUUUUUAAUGAUUGAGAUAAUAUAAUGCUAAUAUCACACACGCAUACAUACACACACACACGCGCACGUACGCACGCAUAUAUAUAUAUUUAUUUAUUUAUUUAUUAUAACACUCACGGAUGACGGAAGAAAGUUUUCAGCGGUGUUAAUUAAUCGCCACUCUCAAGAAUGCAAAGAGCUUUGACUGACCAAUGGCCUACAUAAAACAAAUGUCAAGAUGCAAGAAGCACAGUCCCCUCAAAAGAUAUUUAUUGAGGGCCAGGUGACAGUGGGAAUCGCGAAAACUGCAGCAACAAAGGCUGAAAUGAAGGGCCGCCUUUGGAAUAAUCUUAAUGGAACUGAAAGUAGAAAAAAAACAACUAAGCGUCUAUCAAGCAAGUGUGCUCAGUCCUAUGUGGCCAUGAAGUGUGGACCCCAUGUUCCAGCUAUAAGCGGAACCUCAAUAGCUUCUACCAAAGAUGUUUUUAAAUAAGACGUUUUACAUUUGCUCGUGGGAAGAGCAAUGCGUAACAUAGCACUGAAACAAGUGUACUGAGAAAACGCUUCCAAAGUACGGGGGGCGGGAUGUUGACGACCAUCAAUUAUUUUUUUAACGCUAACAAUUCCAAUAUAUGUACAAAACAAAAUAUAUAGAAAUUAGAAAAGGAAAAAAAAAUCAACUUGCAACACUUGAUAAUGUCUUGUAAUAAAAGGUGGAAAUACCAAUACUGUUACACACACAAACUAAACAUGUUUAUCCACACAAGUAAUGAAAAUGUGACAAUAGUUGUCCACAUAUAAGCACUGUAGUGAAAAGCACUCGCCACGUCUCACUCAAGUCUGACUUAAUCGCAAUUAACCAUCUAACUUUUAGUGUGUAUGUGCGGGGGUGGGUGUGGGGGAAUGGGGACAGAACUUCUAGAGAUCAAACCUUAUCUAAGAAGACAAAUUGAAUGCAAGAACCCAGCAUCUCCUUCAGAACUUUCUUAGUCACGGCUCCGUCUUUGUAACAAUUUUCAUAACCAACACGUGGCACAUAUUGGUGUGGGGGAAAGUGUAGUGGGGAAACGUUUUGGUGAAUGGAAUUGUAGCGAGGUAACUUGUUGGUAGGGGGAAAAUUUAGUGAUUCGCCACAUUUAGUUGGUGACGUCACAAAACACAAGGAAGGCGAUAGACCCUGAAGUAAUCUUAUACUUAAAGUAAUGUAUAUAUGUAUAUAUGCUAUACAUGAUUACAAAAAUUACUGUAAAACAUGUAAAUAUAUGUCUUGUUUUUUAGCUGACCAAUUUUUUUCGUCGUGUGGCAAGUUACCACAAGACAAUAGAGCGCAUUUUCUUGAUGUUUGGUGUGGAAUUUGAAAUUCCUGAAACCUUUUCAGUGCACAACAUUCUGUCCAACUGCAGCAACCUGUAAGUCAAUUUGAUUGUUAGCAUGACAUUCACAAUUAAUGCUUGUCACCGCUUAUCACGGCUUAUCAUCGCUUAUCACAUCCAAACACCUUAUCCACGGCUGCACCACCCCGAAUCCCAAAAUCAUUCCGCAUAUGAGGAUAGAAUUUCUGUGAAAUGCUAGGACGUUAUUAAAAAGUGUUAAGUAGAUUUUAAGUCCGCGCUAGAGAUCAUCACAGAGGGUGAGAGGUCAUCACAGAGGGUGAGAGGUCAUCACAGAGGGUGAGAGGUCAUCACAGAGGGUGAGAGGUCAUCACAGAGGGUGAGAGGUCAUCACAGAGGGUGAGAGGUCAUCACAGAGGAUGAUAGUAUAGGACAGACAAACUCAGCCAAUGGACUUGGAAGGGGAGGGAUUGAGAGCUAACAGCAGAGGGUGAUAGGAGGUUGAGAGCUCAUUCCAGGGGGGAUAGGAGAUUGAGAGCUCAUCACAGAGGGUGAUAUGAGGUUGAGAGCUCAUCCCAGAGGAUGAUAGUAGAUUGAGAGCUCAUCAAAGAGGGUGAUAUGAGGUUGAGAGCUCAUCCCAGAGGAUGAUAGUAGAUUGAGAGCUCAUCAAAGAGGGUGAUAUGAGGUUGAGAGCUCAUCCCAGAGGAUGAUAGGAGGUUGAGAACUCAUCCCAGAGAAUGCUAGGAGGUUGAGAGCUCAUCCCAGAGAGGGAUAGGAGGUUGAGAGGUCACCACAGAAGGUGAGAGGUCAUCACAGAGGAUGAGAGGUCAUCACAGAAGGUGAGAGGUCAUCACAGAAGGUAAGAGGUCAUCACAGAAGGUGAGAGGUCAUCACAGACGGUAAGAGGUCAUCACAGAGGAUGAGAGGUCAUCACAGAAGGUGAGAGGUCAUCACAGAAGGUGAGAGGUCAUCACAGAUGAUGAGAGGUGAGACUCAGUAAAAAUUCUUAGAAGUGGAGGAGUCCAAAGCGUCGUUACUGAAAGUGUUACCAGGAAAAAAAAACAACAAGAAUCCCCACCCCCCACCCCCACGCCCACCACGCCCCCACCCCCACGCCCCCCACCCCCACCCCCACGCCCGCCAGGGGGGUGCGGGCGGUGGGGGGUCGCCCGCCACAUCAAAUUAGAAGUAAAACAUAUAAAACAGUUUAGUAUCUUUGUUUAACAUACAUUUAGAUAUGUCGUUACCUUAAAACACAAUAACAUGCUUCGUUGGUGGUUGGGGGUGAUAUUGAUUUGGUGGAAGAGACUUGGUUGGGUCGGAAAAGUUCAUGAAUAAUACAAUAAACACCGAAAUUUGAUAUAUUCCGUGGAGGGGUGUCGGGGUCGUUUUACUCUUAUAACACACAGUAAGCCACUGUGAGGGUUUCUCUUUUUACGUUGAACAAACCUAUUCCGCAUUCUGUAUCAAACUCUUCUCAUAAGGUGUUGUUAAAAAAAUACAGUUUUUUAUCUUAUUAUUAUUUAAAAUAUUGUUUCGUGUAUACUUUUUAUUUUAGUUUUACCUUCACCAAUAUAUUUAAUUUAUAUAUAUUUAAAAAAAAAAAAUAAAAACAUAAAAUAUAGACUAAUGUUCUGACAAUGUGUACAAUCUCUUCGAUAAAAAAAAAAAAAAAAAAAAAAAAAGAAAAGUUUUCUUAAAAAUGUUAAAAUCUCUUCAAAAAAAAAAAAAAAAAAAAAAAAAAAAUUCUCUUUUUAUAACUUGAUUCGUUUUCAUCUUUCAGACUGCCCUACAAAUUUGAGAAUCGGAUCCCUAAUUCAAGAGUUUGGAUGCUCUCACAAGAUCCCCGGAGGCUCACACAAGACAUCAUCUGAACAUCACCCAUCUCCCAGGCCAUUAGAGUGUUUUCAGCUCUCGUAUAACUGCCACAUUCAUCAAACUAGCUUUUUAAUGCAAACCACAAACAUCAACAUCCAAUCUAUAAAUAUAUGCAAAAACUACGGUGUGUGUAAAUUGUAAUAUAUAUCUGACUUGAUAUACAAUGAGCGGCUCGUAUAAUAAAUGUGCCUUAAGUCAAGACAUUUUUAAAAAAAAUGAUGUGAUAAUAAAGUGAACAUUUCAGAUUUAAUCACAUUUUUAGACACACCCGUGUAAAACUAGGCACACAUUUGCAUUGUACGAGUGUUUGAUUUACAUCACAAACAUCUAGGUCGGCUC